CGCCGAUUUUCUGCGCAUUACGGUAACGAGCCGCCAGCCAUUCGAGAUGCUGUGGUUGGGCUCGUAGCGGAUACGCCGGAUUUGCGAGCCUCUUGGCAGCUUGUCAGACGACCCAGCCGGCUGUAGUGGAGGGGACGUGACACUGCGAAUGGAAAAUGGACUGUAUUCCGGCAACUCUUGAGGAUCUUGAGAGCAAAAAGGAUCCACUUAUUGAGGACCCCGAGCACAAUGUGUACACCAGGUUCAUGAAGUCCCAUCGCUGUUAUGACCUCGUACCUACUAGCUCCAAAUUGGUUGUUUUUGACACGUCCCUCCAGGUCAAGAAGGCAUUUUUUGCUCUAGUUUCCAAUGGGGUGAGAGCGGCUCCCCUUUGGGACAGUAACAAGCAGUGCUUUGUCGGCAUGCUAACCAUCACAGACUUCAUUAACAUCCUUCAUCGAUAUUAUAAGUCUCCACUGGUUCAGAUUUAUGAAUUGGAAGAGCACAAAAUAGAAACAUGGAGAGAGCUGUAUCUCCAAGACUCUUUCAAGCCCUUGGUUAGCAUAUCACCCAAUGCCAGCUUGUAUGAUGCAGUAUCUUCGCUCCUUAAGAACAAGAUCCACAGACUGCCAGUAAUCGACCCCCUGACAGGAAACACUCUCUAUAUUCUCACACACAAGCGGAUCCUCAAAUUCUUGAAGCUCUUUAUAUCUGAGAUGCCAAAACCAACCUUCUUGGGUCAAACUUUGGAGGAGCUGAACAUAGGGACAUUCCAGAACAUAGCAGUGGUGCGCACAGAUACGCCUCUGUAUACAGCGCUGGGUAUUUUUGUAGAGCAGCGAGUGUCUGCGCUCCCUGUGGUGGACGACAAAGGUCGAGUGGUGGACAUAUACUCCAAAUUUGAUGUCAUUAACCUCGCAGCGGAAAAGACCUACAACAACCUGGACUUGACUGUGACCAAAGCCUUGCAGCACCGCUCUCAGUACUUCGAAGGGGUGCUGACCUGCAAUCGCCACGAAACCCUGGAGGCCAUCAUCAACAGGCUGGUGGAGGCUGAGGUACACAGAUUGGUGGUGGUUGAUGAGCAGGACGUAGUGAAGGGUAUCGUCUCCCUGUCAGAUAUCCUCCAGGCACUUGUGCUCACCGAUCGAGAUGAGGGCACUGCGUAAGGCGAAUGGUAUCAGCACAGAGCUGAGACUGGAGCAAAGGGAGAAAAAAAGUGACACGUGAGGUCCGGUGGAGGAGGGAGAAUUCUAAUAGGAGAAUGAAUGAUUGUCAUCCCAUCUUUCCUUUUCACAUUUUUUCACCAGUGCAAAAAUACUUUCAAGUUAACCGAGUUUUAUUUCGUGAGCGAUACAACAUUAUGGUGGCACAGGAUGCAUCGUAUUUCUUGUCAGUCGAGCCAAAUUCCCUCACAUCAGGGAGCCAAGAAAGAUGCAAUAACAGCACCAGGAUGCUCAUUUUAACGUUAAUAAAUAAUAGUCAGCUACCAGCAAAAGGAGUGGGGGGGAGAAAAGUUCUUGCAAAGGAAAGAUUUCUUCUCAUUUGUGGUGAGGCGAUCAACCCAUCCGAGGACACUUAAAACAUGUUGUUUCUUGAUGUGCUGGCAUGUCAAAUGUGUGCUACAGUACUAUAUAUUUUGAUAACCAUCUAGCUUGAUUUCAUACAUCUAUCUCCCCCUCUGUUUUACAAAUACUGUACAUUAAAGUUGUGAAGUUGAAUUUGUGUCUUCACCCAAAUGUUGAAAUUGUAUGUCGUCAAUAUGAAUUGAACUGACAGGCUCAGGUUGUGAUGUGUUACGUAGGAAACUAUAAAGCUUACAAUUUGCCAGCAUAACUACUAACUGCAUCCUGGUUCCAUGGACUUACUUAAGAUGAUUAUGAGAAACACUUUGGUUGUGUUAUGUAUCACAACUUUUUAAAAAAGAUUCCACAUCUAAAUUCCAUGAUGCCAUCUUCUCUUAUCUGGUUUGUUACGUAUACUAUUUUAAAAGGGAUUUGUAUUAUUCUUGAAGGCGCCGUUAAAUGGGUGUUGUUGGAUGAGGGUCCAACACUUUGGUAGAAAUGCUCAAAGUCAUCUAUUAUUUCUCUGCUAUUUGUGGUUUGCAGACAAAAAAAACCCCACUGUGCUUUUAUUUAACUUGCAUUUACUAUACUAUGUAUAGCAUUUCUCUUCCUUCUGGGCAUAAGCAAAGAAUGAGUCACACUUCCCUGUUUUGAACAUGUAUUAAAAUGCAGGUUUUUUUUUGUUAAACUGCAGUCAAUUGUCGAGUAAAGAGCAAUAAAUGUUCUUUAAGGUUC
This is a messenger RNA of Syngnathoides biaculeatus (alligator pipefish), 2279 nucleotides long. RefSeq names its product protein kinase, AMP-activated, gamma 1 non-catalytic subunit (gene prkag1). The record is from RefSeq and is a predicted model, not a curated record. NCBI's taxonomy places the organism in Eukaryota, Metazoa, Chordata, Actinopteri, Syngnathiformes, Syngnathidae. The coding region runs from base 156 to 1148 and encodes 330 amino acids. The transcript has 13 exons.